GACUUUGUCACGUGUCGUGACUGAUUUGAUCUUAACUCUCAACUUGCAUUGCACUUGCACCCACCAGACCUCUCGCUGGUCAUUGCUAGAACAUCCGAGACUAGUCUAAAAAGAUCUCCGAAUUAUGCAUCCAAGGAGCAGGGGACAGUUCCACGCACACUGGCAACCGACGUGCCGUAAGCGCGGUAACUGUGCGUCGUCUAUACAUCGGCUCUCUCGCGAGUCGUGGGACUGCAGCCAUGGACAGAGGCACGGUAACAUGCGCACUACGUGCUAGCGAGACUCCGCUUCCUGCCCAAUUCUCACGGCUGUCCAGCAAAGAGCGCUUUAUCCACAGGGCUCUCGCGUGUUCUCUCUCUCUCUCCUCAUCUCUCUCUUUUUCCUUCGCUUUUCCACCCUCUGUAGUUGAUGCUAUGGCGGACACGAUUGAACACUCCGUGAUCCAGUUCAGCCCCGCGUCGAAGGCGUUCAUGGCGAACCGAAUCACAGCCCUCGGUGCUUGGGUCAUCGCCGGUUUUGUGGACGCCAUCCUAUUUGGCAUCGUCGCCUGCCAGGUAGUGACGUUCUUCCAGUCCUAUCGCCGCCACAAAGGAAUCGAGAGGCAUUAUGGACGACUCGUGCUGGUUGUUACGGUCCUGGCCACGAUGAAGACGGCGCAGUCCCUGGGCAUCAUCUGGGCGCAAACUGUCGUCCAGUGGAUGAACCCCGAUGUUGCGCAGACGUUGGUUGCAAAAGCCUGGUUUGAAGUCAGCACACCGACGAUGACUGCCAUUACGGCCAUUAUCGUGCAGAGUUUCUUCACGAUGCGGUUUUACAUGCUGCUCCGCAACUUCCUGUACUGCAUCCCGAUCUUGAUGUCCAUGAUGUUGAGCUUCGCGGCCGUAUGUCUUUCACUCAACAGUAUCGUGACGAACAACACCAAGGCCAAGAUCAUGUGGCUUCUGGUGCAUCUCGUGUGCACGUUCUGCACGGACUUUAUGAUCACCGUCGGCACGUGUCUGGCUCUGCAGAAGCGCAACUCGGGCGGGCUUGCGUCGACGACGAACCUCAUCAACAGACUGAUGCGACUCGUCUUUGAGAGCGCCAUCCCUCCCACGGUGGGCUCAGCUCGUUGCCAGCCUGGAUUGAUCGCUUACUGGCCGGCGCAGAUCGCUGCAGGUAUUGACCUCAUCAUGACACAAAUACUCGGUCCUAGGCUCUUGUGGCAUCUCGUGAUCAACUUUGCGUUGAGCAAGCUGUAUAUCAUCAGUCUACUGUACACGCUCAACUGCAUCAACGAGUAUCGCCGCGCCCGAGAGCUGAGUGGUGGAGUCAACUCGUCAGGAUCGAGGGGCCUCCAUGGCCCAUCUGUCAAGCGCGGAGACAUCGACCUCGUGCAAAUACGCAAGCCCGGCCAGGUCCUCGUCGAGACCCAGAUCAUCACGCACAUCUCCCCGUCGACUGGCGACAUCGAGGACCAGACUCACGCCAGUCAAGACGACGGCAAGCGCUCGGAGUGGCACUGAGUCAGACCAGAAGUCAUGUUCACUCUUCCUAUAGACGUCUAAAAGUUUAAUAGUUGCCGUAUUCUACUGUUAUCACAAGAACCACUACCCUCGAAUAGGAUCGAAAAUAUUUUCGUGCUGGGAUCAAUCACGUGGUCGCGUUCGCGACGUGACUGACCAGACUCCUAAAUAGGACAGGGCGGUCCAUUCAAGCGUCUUCCAAGCACAGCCGCUUUCAAGACAUGAAUUAGACUGUCGCAGCACGCUCACGAGCUCCCUCUGCGAGACUGCGCGGGUCUACAAUCCAGAUGACGGCCGUGCUGUCAUGGACCCCCUCGUCUUCAUCGGUCAACUUCCCCGCAAGCCGAGCCGCCUUGACUUCUCUCAUCAGCGCCUUGAUGCUGUUCUUGUUGGCCGUCAACGUCGUCCACCCCCGGCGCGAGCCGAGUAGCAUGCUCUUGACGGUGUGUGCGGUCAGUCGUCCGUUCACCCGGGUCACGGCGGCUCGUUGGCUUGCUG
This is a messenger RNA of Mycena citricolor, 2003 nucleotides long. The record is from the annotation of a GenBank genome assembly. NCBI's taxonomy places the organism in Eukaryota, Fungi, Basidiomycota, Agaricomycetes, Agaricales, Mycenaceae.